AAAAAAGGAUUUUCAGUAGAGUCCCAUGUCUGCAUGAAGAGAAGCCUGUGCUGUGCUGUGAAUCUCCUUUCCAAAUGCUCAGAGGAGCUGUGCUGCCUUCUAGAGACUACGCAGGGGAUGCUGAUCUGAAGAGAGUACAACAGCAUGUGUCUAUGACAUGACCAGCUUCACUUUCCCCUCCGGAGCUAACCAGAAGCUGAUGAGAAUGGACUUCAGCACCGAUCCAGAAUUGCUCCCUGGCGUGCAGAGGUUUUGAGCGGCAUUUCCCGUCCCAAAGAGCUGCAGUGGCAGAUCUCAAGCAAGUAUCUCAGAUGACAUUGCAGAGCAGACACAGCAUCAGCAGCCACCCRCCUUGCCAGGUUUCUGCGAAGCCUGUUGCAAGGCAGAUUCAGAACUAACACAAGACAGGAAACACAGCGUUGACUUCCUCCAGGAGAAACCUAAAUUCAAGAUGUUUUGAAAUGUUUAUGUUAUGUAGAAUCUUCCCCAAAAGGCAGAAAUGACUUUAACCUAAAUGACUUUAUUGUAAUUACAAUAAUCCUGGUCAAGUUAUCCUGGAAAGCAUAAGAAAUGUCCUCAUUUUUAUGUAGCCUUACUUUCUAAGACAAUACAAAAGGAGUUGUAUUUGACUGUGAAAUGGCAGCUGUGCUAUUAACUAGAAGAAUGAUAAAACUUAGGGAGAAAUGCAGAUUUCCUAUUAUUUCUGGAUCCUUCUCAUUCCUGGUGCUGCACUUCUAAGAUAUUCCUGAAAAAAAAAAAUAAAUUCACAGCUCAUCCAGGCAAAUGGUGCCUGUAGGAUCUUCUGAAAACUAACCUCACCACUCCYUUUGCCAGAAAAGGGAGUGAAAUACACCAGCCUUGCAUGAAUAUAAUYAGCCACACACCAUGGUUUUCCUCCCUGGAAAUGCAUCUGAUGAUUGCUCCAACUGCACCCACCCYGUGGAGCCUGUGAACAUUUCAAGGGCCAUUUUGCUAGGCAUUAUUCUAGGGGGACUGAUUAUUUUUGGAGUAUUGGGUAACAUUCUGGUUAUCCUCUCUGUAGCCUGCCAUAGACAUCUUCAGAGUGUUACCCACUACUAUAUAAUCAACCUAGCUAUCGCUGACCUCCUCUUGACUUCCACUGUCCUGCCUUUCUCAGCUACCAUGGAGAUUUUGGGCUACUGGGCCUUUGGAAGGAUCUUCUGCAACAUCUGGGCAGCUGUUGAUGUCCUUUGCUGCACUGCUUCCAUUAUGGGCCUCUGUAUCAUCUCGAUAGACAGGUACAUCGGCGUGAGCUACCCGCUGAGAUACCCCACUAUAGUGACAAAGAAAAGAGGACUCCUGGCUUUGUUUUGUGUUUGGGCAUUGUCUCUGGUGAUAUCGAUUGGACCUCUUUUUGGCUGGAAGGAACCAGCACCAGAAGAUGAGACCRUCUGUCAAAUCACUGAAGAGCCCGGCUACGUGCUGUUCUCUGCUCUAGGCUCCUUCUACCUCCCGUUGACCAUUAUCUUGGUGAUGUACUGCCGGGUGUAUGUCGUGGCCAGAAGGGAAAGCAAAGGCCUGACUUCUGGCCUCAAGACUGAGAAAUCCCAUUCCGAAGAAGUGACUCUACGGAUCCAUCGUAAAAAUGCUCCUGAAGCAAGCAGAUCUGCAUCGAACUCCAAGAGCAAACACCACUUCUCAGUACGUCUUCUCAAAUUCUCCAGGGAGAAGAAAGCUGCCAAGACCCUGGGAAUAGUUGUAGGAUGCUUUGUGUUAUGCUGGCUUCCGUUUUUUGUGGUAAUGCCCAUUGGUUCGUUCUUUCCUGCAAUCAAACCCCCGGACACACUUUUUAAAAUAACAUUUUGGCUUGGCUACUUAAACAGCUGCAUCAACCCCAUAAUCUACCCCUGCUCAAGUAAAGAGUUCAAGAAAGCCUUCCAAAAUGUCCUGAGAGCCCAGUGUCUUCCAAGAAAGCAAACAGCAAAGAAGCCAUCCCCAAAUUUCAACCUCAACCAUCCUGCUAGCCAAGGCAUGGAGAGGCACAAAGGUGUGGUCCGUAUCCCUGUUGGCUCGGGCGAAACCUUCUAUAGGAUUUCCAAGUCCGAAGGGGUCUGUGAAUGGAAACUAUUCUCUCCCGUGCAAGGCAUGCCUACAAAAAAUGCUGACAAGCCUAGCUGUGCUGCUGCCAAAGUGAAAAGUCAAGGUUUCCUACAGGAAUGCUGCUGUGCAGGCACGUCAGGAAAAGUUCUCCGGGAAAACCGUAAAGUGCCAACCAUUAAAAUCCAUGCCACGUCCCUCAGUGAAAAUGGGCAGGACGUCUAA
Messenger RNA from Nothoprocta perdicaria, 2283 nucleotides. It is a transcript of the gene ADRA1A, whose product is annotated as adrenoceptor alpha 1A. Gene Ontology annotation, molecular function: alpha1-adrenergic receptor activity. Gene Ontology annotation, biological process: positive regulation of cytosolic calcium ion concentration; phospholipase C-activating G protein-coupled receptor signaling pathway; regulation of vasoconstriction. Lineage: Eukaryota; Metazoa; Chordata; Aves; Tinamiformes; Tinamidae. Bases 886 to 2283 code for a protein of 465 amino acids. The transcript is spliced from 3 exons. The record is from RefSeq and is a predicted model, not a curated record. Gene Ontology annotation, cellular component: membrane.